CAUAAAGAGAAACGGUCCAGAGUAUGGUGCGGGAUCCUAAACGCACUUUAAGUGGUUCUGUUUUAAAAUAUAAACACUCGAAACGUUCCUUAAGUUUCACCUUAAUGAAGUUUUAUCCAUCCGAGCUAAGAAGGCGAGGAUAUGAUGAUAGAAAAGCUGGGGAAAAACGGAGAAAAUGUGUUAAACGAUGGGAUAAAACAUGAUGCUAAUAAUCAAGAUUGAUAUCGACGGCUGCUACACUUCACGGAGAAAAGUUUUUUUCCUUCAAGACCAACAGACGGCACUUCUGUAUGAACAUCUCUCUGAAACAGCAUGGAAACAUGAAGAUUUGCCUGAACUGAGCUGAAUGAGGGCUCCAUUAGCGGCUAAUGCAUGGGAGAAACUUCUGGAUGUAAAUGAGACUUUGAGCUACAGAUCGUUUUUAAACAAGAAACGGCUGAAUUACAAAACCCACCUUGAAGAGCAGCAUGUGAAGGAAAGAAAAGGAGAAAAAGGUCGUGGGCGGCGCAGUUGAACCCAAACCCAGCCACUCUUCUGCACAAUCGCGGCGUGGUCACGUGGUCGCUCACGCGCCGCCGCCGCCCUGCGUCGGAGGAAAUGGUGUUCCCAUGGCACAUCCCAUACUGUAGAAGUUGUCCUUGUAUUCAUGGCGGUGUUCCUGGACAGUUAUGGUGGAGCCCACUCCUUUGGCUGGCGCUGACCGACUGCCGCCCAACGUGAGUCCUGCCUCUUCCUGCCUCAGCAGAUCGCAGCAUGAGAGGCGAGCUGAUGCUCUGACCAGGAAGCGGCGGACGUGAACCAGCGGGGCGGUUUGAGGCUUGCUGCUGCUGUGGUUAUGGAUCGGCGGAGGCUCUGCGCUCUUAUGAUGCUGUGGGCCGUGGUCCAGCUCAGCUGUCCGGGCUACAGCCUCAGGGCGCUGCGAAGGACUACAGGGGGGCGGAGAGGGCUGACGGGUCAGGACGCCAACGGAGUCCCACUCCGGCGCUCCAAACGGGGCUGGAUGUGGAACCAGUUCUUCCUGCUGGAGGAGUAUACUGGGACGGACAUGCAGUACGUGGGAAAGCUCCACUCGGACGGCGACAGAGGAGACGGCAGCGUGCGUUACGUCCUCACCGGCGAGGGCGCCGGGACGCUGUUCAAGAUCGACGAGAAGUCCGGCGACAUCCACGCCACCAAGAGGCUGGACCGCGAGGAGAAGGCCUACUACAUCCUGCACGCCAAGGCCGUCAACCGGCUGACCAACGAGGCGCUGGAGGGCGAGUCCGAGUUCAUCAUCAAGAUCCACGACAUCAACGACAACGAGCCGCGCUUCACCAAGGACCCGUACAUCGCCCGGGUGGCCGAGAUGUCCGACGUCGGCACCUCGGUGAUCCAGGUGACGGCCACGGACGCAGACGACGCCACCUAUGGGAACAGCGCCAAGGUGGUGUACAGCAUCUUGGAGGGCCAGCCAUACUUCUCUGUGGAUCCGGAAACAGGUCUGAUCAAGACGGCGCUGCCCGGCAUGGACCGGGAGGUGAAGCAGGACUACCAGGUAGUGAUCCAGGCCAAAGACAUGGCGGGCCAGAUGGGCGGGCUCUCAGGAACCACCACGGUCAGCAUCACCCUGUCGGACGUGAACGACAACCCGCCGCGCUUCUCCAAGACUCUGUACGAGUUCAGGGUGCCUGAGUCCAACGAGUUGGGCUCCACGGUGGGAGUCAUCCACGCCAUCGACGCCGACAUCGGCCAGAACGCCGAGAUGGACUACAGGAUCAUCGGGAGCGACGGGCCGGGCGUGUUCGACGUCUUCGCCAACAGGAGCACUCAGGAAGGCGUCAUCGUGCUCAGAAAGCCUCUGGAUUACGAGAAGAAGCGUCAGUACAGCCUCCGCAUCCAGGUGGAAAACGUCCACAUCAACCCGCGCUUCUACUCCAUGGGGCCCUUCCGGGACGAGGCCAGCGUCAAGGUCGUGGUGGAGGACGUGGACGAGCCGCCCGUCUUCGAGCGCCCCAGCUACAUCAUGGAGGUGAGGGAGGACGCGGCGAGGAACACCAUCAUCGGGUCGGUCAGCGCGUCGGAUCCGGACGACAAACACAGCCUGGUCAGGUACACCAUCGACCGGCGGACAGACAUGGACCGAGUGUUCAACAUCCACGCAGGAAACGGCUCUGUGUUCAUCCUCCGGGAGCUGGACAGAGAGGAGAACGCCUGGCACAACAUCUCCAUCAUCGCCACAGAGUUCAACAACCCGCGACAGAUAAGCCGUGUGCCUGUAUACAUCAGAGUGCUGGACGUCAACGACAACGCUCCAACAUUUGCCACCAAUUACGAGACGUUUGUGUGUGAGAACGCCAAGGCUAAUCAGAGGAUACAAAUCGUGAGCGCGACGGAUCCAGACGAGCCGCUCGGAGGACAUCGCUUCAUCUUCAGUUUGGCUCCGGAGGCCGUCGGGAAGGCCAACUUCUCUGUUCGUGACAACAAAGACAACACGGCCUGGAUCCUGACCAGGAGGAACAGCUACAACAGCCUCCAGAAGAGCGUGUACCACGUCCCGGUGGUGAUCACGGACGGGGAGUUCCCGGUGCAGAGCAGCACCAACACGCUCACCAUCAGGGUGUGCACCUGCGACCGCGAGGGCAACAUGAAGCUGUGCAACCCGGAGGCGCUGACGGCGAGGGCGGGGCUCAGCACCGGCGCCCUGGUGGCCAUCUUGCUCUGCGUCGUCAUCCUGCUCAUGAUCGUGGUUCUGUUCGCCGCCCUGAGGCGCCAGAGGAAGAAGGAGCCUCUGAUCAUCUCCAAGGAGGACGUCAGGGACAACGUCGUCAGCUACAACGACGAGGGCGGAGGGGAGGAGGACACGCAGGCCUUUGAUAUCGGCACGCUGCGCAACCCGGAGGCCAUCGAGGAGAGCAAGCAGCGGCGGGACAUCAUCCCCGAGACCUUCUACCCGCCGGUCCGACGGCCCGUGGCGCCGCCGCCGCCCAGCCGGGACAAUAACGGCGACGUGAGGGACUUCAUCAACCAGCGCCUGCAGGACAACGACAGCGACCCCACGGCGCCGCCGUACGACUCGCUGGCCACCUACGCCUACGAGGGCAACGGCUCGGUGGCGGAGUCGCUCAGCUCGCUGGAGUCGGUGACCACCGAGGGCGACCAGGACUACAACUACCUGAGCGAGUGGGGGCCGCGCUUCAAGAAGCUGGCGGACAUGUACGGCGGCGACGACAGCGACUCCUAACAAGAACCCGGCGCACGGACGGAAGCGUGACGUGAAAUCUGGACUUUCAGGCGGUUUGGGCCUGUGGCGGCGCGGCCGGCGUGAAGGUCGGGUUCCCGCGCCCUCCAGCCGUCCCUCCGGUGACCAGACGUAGGCUUUGUGUGUCCAGUCAGUGUUAGUUGCGUUUUUGCAGGGACGCAGUGAAGACUUUUCCUUUCUUUUUUUUAUUGUUUCUGUGUGUGUGUAUACAGGGUCCAAAUGAGGCCCGAAUAUAUCAACAGAUUUUAUUUGGUUGUUUUUUUAUUUUUUUCCCGAAGCUGCCUGAGACUUCCGGACUCUACAAGCAGCUUGGUGACCAACGGAUAUGCCGACGUAUUUUUCAGUGUUUCUGGGACUAAAACAUGCUGCAUAUUGUGAAUUCUAUCUUAGCUUGUGUACGUACGGUAAUAUGACACAGUCCGCUGUACAGUUUCCUUUUCUAGGGAUUUUUAUCUCCCCCACUUCUUCAGUCUGAGUUUAAUUCACCUCAGAUCAAUACGGGAGGCAGGAGCUGCGUUUCCAUUCAUCGUAAAAAUUGCGCAAAUUGUGACUAUGAAAAUAAAUUUGCCACUUUCUAAAAAAAAAAAACAAAACUAAAAGGUUGCUCUGCAGAACUCCGACCACUAGAGGGCAGUGAAGUGCUUCUAGCGCAAUCGAUGGUUUGCGUGCAACACCAGGCAUUGAUGAAAUAAAUAGUCCAUCCCUGGCUUUGUGGUGGUUUAUUGUAAAUUUACAAGUCGUUAAAUGAUUGAGAUUGUUUUUAAAUAUUUUAACUAAUUUUUCUCAAAUAUUCUUCAUUAGCUGCGUUUUAAUGAAAUGUAAAAUUGUGCAAAUUGGAAUAAAAAAAAAAUAAAUUUGCUUAAUGGCUGAAAUGGUUUUUCAGCUGUAUCAAAAUUUAUGUAGUUCGCAAACUGCAAUAGAAACACUUUUUUCACAUUCAAUGAUUCAUGUGAUGAACAACCGGAUGUUGUCGAUGUUUCCCACCGGCGGAAACGGCAAAGAAGACAACAGGAAGUAGAUGGAGAUUAAUGGCGCCUCAUGGUUUUAAAUUGCGAAAUAAAUCAAACGAUUUUUGCGCAGAUUUGUAAUGGAAACGCAGCCUCUGUCUGCGACACACCAAGAUAAAAUUACAUGUAAACAGUUUUGAGGUUUUUGUUGCGAGGUGAUGGAUUAUUUCCUCCCAGUAGAGGAAUGUUUAAGAACUACCCACACAAAUUAUUUUAGUUUUAAUCUGAUCCAAUAAGGGAAAUACUGGUCUUGCUAAAACUUCUUGCUGACUUUACCAGAAAUGAAAAAAGUUCUGAAUCACUUCCCUUUUUAUCGAGGUAGGAAGUUUCGGUUAUACGCAUCUAAUUGACUGCUUGUGAAGGAACCGUAGAAAGAGUUACAGCGCUAUCAACCACUAUUUUCCGCCAUCUUGAUUUGUAAAAAUUAAAAUCCAGGCAUUUUCUAUCAUUUUAUCCUUCCACUAAACUUUCUGUUAACAUGUCAAUGUUUUGUGGCUGUUCUUUUGGAAAAUUUGAAUAUUACAAGUGGUGUAUGCAGGUUGAGCUUUUAAAAAUGGAUGAAUAGAUAGUUUUUCCCAGGAAUAAAGACUGAUUGGCCUCCAGAACGUCCGAAUCAAGUGCUGGUAUUGACAUUUUGUACUAAGAAGCAGCAGUUGUGCAACAGAAAUGUGCCAAAAAGCAAAGAGGACCAGUAUUUUCCUUCCUCGCGCCUCAUUACAUGCACUGUACCUCGCUGUGGAGCCAGAGCAAACGCGCGGCUUUACCCAGCUGAUUUCCUGCGGGACCUCCAGCCUCCUCCAUAAAGAUGCUUAUCGAAGGGGCACCUGACCUUUGAGCGGCGCAGAAUUAGGCUUUUAAACCCAGAAGAUUGUCCUCGGCUCGGAGAGAAGGUCAGCACAUCGACGAGGACACACGAGAGGUUCGCUUUAAAUGUGAUUUGGAAAACAAAGGCAAGCGAUCCUUAAGCUGCAGUAUUAACAGAAUUAGUGGAAGACCUUCUGAAGAUGAGUAAACAGCUCUGAGUUCAGCCCAGUGUCUGUUUCUGAGAGGGGAGAAACUACAACAUGCUCUGCCCUCGCUUGAACAAAAGGCCAACCUGUGAAGAGGCUGACAUUUGUAAGACAUUUGGAACAGAAAUAACACAAUGGCAUAAUUGCCAAAGAGCUACUUUCUUCUCUCUGUCUGUAAUGGUGACGGCUAUUAAACGUUCUGGCUGAUUAUAGAGGCUGUAAAACUGAGCGGUUACUAUAAAAUGUUGUUUUGUUUAUUAACUUCAGUUUUCAGACUGAAGCAGUGUUGCUAUGAUAAGCAUUUAAUCAUCAGCACAGGAAAAAGUCACAACAGAGGCAGUAUAACUGGAGCAGGAGGAUUCAUCAACCAUAAAUCUGGCUAAUUGCUAACCCUGAUAACCUAGCAACCAGUGGUGACCAAUCACAAGGUGACAACUUCCCACCCGAGUCAGAAUCUAAAAAGAAAUCAUCUAAAACAUGCAGCAAACUGAAAUAAAGCAGUAGCAUACACCAAGCCAGUGGCUAGCUAGACCAAUAAUGGUAUCAUACUUUCAUUUUUAGCACAAGUUUUAAAUCUGAUCACAAAAUUCUUUGAUAAAUGUAACAAUUUUCCAGGUCCAACUUUGAAAACCAGCUAGCUGUCCAGUUUCAUGCCGAGUGCUAAAAUUUUAUUUUAAAAGUCAUUCGAGCUGAUUUACCAAACUCUGAAUGAACCAAUGUAAACCAAUAAAGAUUGACAUUUCUUCAGCUAGAACAUGAGAAUUAUUGCUAACUAUGCUAGCUGUUAGCAUAGUUAGCAACACAAUAAUUCUCAUCCUCAGUAAAACGAUCCAGUUAGCUUACAUUCAGAAGAAGGCUGUUUGGUUCAUUCUCCUCCUAAAAUCUAAAUGUUUGUUUCAGUCCGAUUAUUCGACCAGCAUGUUUAGAAUAACAACCCACAGAGUUACACACAUCUUUGCUAGACUCAAGCUAACAAUGAGCAUCUGUACCACUGCUAAACCAAUGUUGCAGAUUGCAUUUCAUUUAUUAAUGCAAAUGAUUAGAUUCAAUACACAGAAGUUGACAGCAAAGAUUCUAACAUUUGGCUAGUAGCAUUUUGAAGCUAUCCAAAUUAGCUGCUUACAUUUCUCACACAUAAGCUACAUUAUGCUAAUUCCUGCUGCCUUGAGUUUAGUCUGGUAAAGAAAUAUAGAAAUAAAUAAAAAAAUAGAACUGAGUUACUACUACAGAGCUCCCAGUUAUUUUUAUAUUUAACAUAUAAAAGUAGAAAGGUACAUUCCCAUCCAAGGUUGGUAACCAUCCACUUCUUUGGCUACUAGCAUUUCAAAUAUUAGCUGCUUUGAAGAAGAAAAUGUUAUUGUAUGUGACCACAUCCCACUGUCUACAUGUUUUAUGAUAGUAGGUUGAUCAUUAGCAUGAGGGCACUAAUAAAUAAAUAUGCAAGCUAAUAAGCAGUAACACUUUCUUGCUGGAGAUUACAGUAAUAACAGUUAGCAUCAUUAGCAUUAAAAUUCAGCAUUUACUUUUAACCAACAUAUACCUGAUAAUUAUUAGCAUUACUAACACAUCAAAGUUGACAAAUAACAUUUUAAUAGUUCUAAACUAGCCAAUCCUCCACUUUGGUUACUAGCAUUUUGAUGCUAAUUAAGCUACACACUUACAUAUGACAAAACAUCUACAGCCUGCUACCUGUUCCUACUAUCUGGCUGUUGGACAAUCCAACAGGUUCAUCAUUAGCAGAGCAAGGCAGCUGAAUAUAGCGAAAACCUAACAUGACUCAAGAAUCACUGCAUUAGCUUUACAAUGCUAGUGCUACUAGCUUUAUUAAACUUCUGGAUGCUAAUGAUUAGCAUUGCAAAGCGGCUAAACUUAUAAACCUUGAUUUCAUUGUAAAGCAUCUAUGAGAUGGAUUAAAAAGUUCGCCUGAUAAGCCUGAUGACAUUUAAUUUGAUAAACUAGCUUCUGCUUUAGCAACUAGCAUUUGAAAGCUAUCUAUAUUAGCUAGUAACAGUCAUCGAAAAACUCUCGUUUUUUCUGGGUUACUUAUUGAACUUUUUGUCUAGGAUAGUAGGAGUGGUUGUCUUGUUAUUGUCACCACUGCCGGUUGCUAAAUUUUCAAGGUUAGUUAUUUAUCAGCUAGCUAGCUAGCUGGCAUCCAUUAAAAAUCUCAAAUGGAUGUAAACAGAAGUGUUUUAUUUUACCGUUUCCAUAUGGGGCAUAAUCAUGUCACCGUUAUUGGGUUUUUCUGUUCUUUCUCUUGGUGUGUGAGGCUAACGGUUGGAGACACUGAAGUCCAGAUGCAGUAGAUCUGUGGUUGUUGAUGUGCAGGCGCGGUGGGCCUCGCCUCUUCUAUGCUAUAACUCCGUCGGUGGCAAUGUGGUUGAGUUUUGUUUAUGUAGAAACAAUCCGAGAACUAGUGGUAGUCUGCGGAGGCCCGACGCGACCGGCCAUUCAUCACUCUGCUUUGUAAACCGUGAUAUUUUGUACUGAAUAUUUAUAUGACAUUAAAUAUGUUUAAAAUGA
Molecule: messenger RNA, 7778 nt
Organism: Gambusia affinis (western mosquitofish)
Lineage: Eukaryota; Metazoa; Chordata; Actinopteri; Cyprinodontiformes; Poeciliidae
Gene: cdh6
Product: cadherin 6
Exons: 15
Coding region: 836-3220 (794 amino acids)
Biological process (GO): adherens junction organization; cell-cell junction assembly; calcium-dependent cell-cell adhesion
Cellular component (GO): plasma membrane; adherens junction; catenin complex
Molecular function (GO): calcium ion binding; cadherin binding
Source: RefSeq, a predicted model, not a curated record